Messenger RNA from Oryctolagus cuniculus (rabbit), 1618 nucleotides. RefSeq names its product serine protease 57 (gene PRSS57). Gene Ontology annotation, biological process: proteolysis. Lineage: Eukaryota; Metazoa; Chordata; Mammalia; Lagomorpha; Leporidae. Gene Ontology annotation, molecular function: serine-type endopeptidase activity. The record is from RefSeq and is a predicted model, not a curated record.
CCAGGGACAGACAGCAAAGUGCACGGCUGCAGCUCCCACGCUGGGGGCAUCUGGGUCUCUGUCUCGUGCUGCAAGUCCAGGGGCCGCUGGGGAGGGCGGGGACUGGGCCAGGCCAGGGGGCCCCACGUUCUCUAGGGUCCCUGGGGACGCAGCUGUGGCCGUGCAAACAGGGAGCUGUGAGCGGGCUCUGAGCGCUGGCUGCGGUGCCCGGGUCCUUUGUCCUCGGGAGCUGCCCCUUGGGGUUGGCCGCCCCAGAGCUGGGGAGGAGGGCGGUGGGCUUCCCACAGCUGGGGGAGUGCAGGAGCCGAGCUGCGGCCGCUCAGCUGGAGCCAGGCUCUGCGCCUGUGAUCCGAGGGACAGGAAGCGGCUAGCCACGCAGUCAAUGAGAGGCCCCGGCUCUGAGUGGCAGCCCUGGAGCCCCGCCCCAGGCUCUCAAUUGCACGAGACCCUCACCAGGACCCAGCCAGCGUUUGCCGGAGCCACCCGCUGGGUGCUGGGCCCCCCACCCGCAGGCUGCAGGCUGGUUCCCCCUUUCCCGGCGCUGGGUUCUAGGGAGGCCACGGCCCAGAGGACUCUCCGGCUUGCCACAGCCAUGGGGCCAGGGAUGGCGCUCUGGGGACCCCCGCUGCUGACGGUGCUGACGCUGCUCGCAAGGCCCCCCAGCUCCUGGGGGGCCCGGAUCGUGGGGGGCCGCGAGGUGACCCCGCACUCCCGGCCCUUCAUGGCUGCGGUGAGCUUCGAGGGCCAGCAGCACUGUGGGGGAUUCCUGCUACGAGCCGGCUGGGUGGUCUCGGCAGCCCACUGCUUCCACGGCAGAGACCCCCGCUCGGGCCUGGUGGUUCUGGGGGCCCACGCCCUGCACACCCCGGAGCCCACCCAGCAGGUGCUUGGCAUCGCAGCCGCCUUUGGGCACCCAGAGUACCGGCCCUCCACGCACGCCAACGACAUUUGCCUGCUGCGGCUGAACCGCUCUGCCGUCCUGGGCCCGGCCGUGGGGCUGCUGCGUCUGCCGCGCACGGGCGCCAGGCCCCCCGCGGCCGGGGUGCGGUGCCGGGUGGCCGGCUGGGGCUCCAUAUCCAGUUUCGAGGAGUCGCCGGCAGGGCUGAUGGAGGCCGAGGUGCGUGUGCUGGGCCUGGACGCCUGCAACAGCUCCUGGAAGGGUCAGCUCGGCCCCACCAUGCUCUGCACCCGCAGCGGCGACCGCCGGAGGCGUGGCUUCUGCACGGGGGACUCCGGGGGACCUCUGGUAUGCAGGAGCCGGGCCCACGGCCUGGUCUCUUUCUCAGGCCUCUGGUGUGGGGACCCCAAGACCCCAGACGUGUACACACAGGUGUCAGCCUUCGUGGCCUGGAUCUGGGAGGUGGUUCAGCAGCCCGGCCCUGCACCCCGGCCCCCUGGGCCCCUAGGAGGAGCCGCCAAAGCCACGCCUCCACAGGCCAAGCCUCCGUUUCUGGACCGCAAGCCACCCAGCGUCUUGGGGACUCCCUGAGCUAUGCUGCCGCCCACCCCACCCGCAAUGGCGUCUCCUUCCCUCCCCACCUCACCCAGGGUCUCAGCCUCCCCGGAGACCCUGCCCUGGCCGGCCCGCCCGCGAGAGGCAGUAAAGGGCGCUCCGGGA